UUGAAGAUUGAAUUCAUUUAUCCGGCAACGGGACGAGAGGAAAUCGACGCCAUCAAAUUAUGGAACAGCGUUCAAACCACGAUCAAAGCGGCGAUCGAAGAAGCCAACUUGACUGCCGCUCAAAUUUCAUUCCUCGCCAUCAGCUCUCACCGAGGUUCGUUCACCUGUUGGAACCGAUGCAGUGGGAUGGUUUAUCAUAAUUUUAUAACUGCGCAGGACCUACGGGCGGAUCAAAUGGUAAGGGACUGUAACGAUGGGUUUAUGUUCAAAGCGUUCAAGAUGAGCGCAAGUAUGCUUCACUGCGUCACGCGGAGUCAACGGUACUUAGGACAGAGUGUGUUCAAUGUAACCAACGCAGAUGUCACCAUGCGGCUCGCUUGGGUACUUGAACAAUGUCCAGGAAUACAGCAGGAUCUGAAGCAGGGCGAUGUGCUCUUCGGGACGAUCGAUGCAUGGUUACUGUAUCGAUUGCGAAGAGGUGUUAGUUCUGAUAAAGAUAUCGACCACAUCAGCGAUAUAACGAACUGUGCGGCUAGUGGAUUGUAUGAUCCUUUUACACAGGAAUGGACCGAAUGGGCCCCGAUGUUAUAUCCGAUAAAGAGAAGUAUACUUCCAACCGUCGUUGAUAAUUCUUUCGAUUUUGGUUAUGUGGAUAAAUCGUUAUUCGGAAGCUCUAUAAAAAUCGGAACAUCGAUUUCAGACAUUUCAGCCGCUUUGUGGGGAAACUGCUGCUUCGAUAAAACUGAUUUAUUCAUUCGGAUGGAUACUACGACAGUUGUUAACAUAAUAACGAAAUCCACUUGUCUAGCCUCAGAACGUGAAAUGUUUACACGGAUUGGCUAUAAACGUUUGAGCGCGACUCAGGACGAAGUUGUCUACGUGCUUGAGAAAAUUUGCAACGACUGCACGAGUGUUAUAGAUUGGGGUAUGAAAAUAGACCUGUUUACUGAUCAUCACGACGCUUCGAAGCAAGCAUGCUCCGUAUCAGACUCUAAUGGAGUAUUUUUCGUUUCUGAGUUCAAUGUGAUGGGUCGGUGUGAUAUCACUGCUGGUUCAAGUUUCAUCGGUAUCAAAAAGGCAACCCGAAAAGAACACUUAGUUCGAGCGUUACUGGAGAGCCUCGUCUAUCGUUUCGCUCUUCUGUACGUGAGUGCUCACAAGGAAAUUCAGUACCAAUCACUGGAAUGUUUUACGAAAAUUAAAGUAGAUGGCAGUGUAGCGAAAAAUGACUUCGUUUGUCAGAUGCUAGCUGAUAUCACCAGUUUACCAGUUGAACGUGGAGUUGCUGCAGAUGCCUCAGCACUCGGAGCUGUCCUACUUGCAGGAUUUAAUUCACAUAUAUGGAAUAGUAAACAAGAGUUGCUCCAGGUUAGAAAGAUUGAUAAGAUCUUCCUACCGAGUCCCAAUAGUAAAUUGAAACUUUUACGAAACAUGCGCUGUUGGGAAGAGUUGGUGGAAAAAUUCAAAGGUUGA
This is a messenger RNA of Malaya genurostris, 1473 nucleotides long. RefSeq names its product putative glycerol kinase 5. The transcript is spliced from 4 exons. Gene Ontology annotation, molecular function: glycerol kinase activity. Gene Ontology annotation, cellular component: mitochondrion. Gene Ontology annotation, biological process: glycerol-3-phosphate biosynthetic process; triglyceride metabolic process; glycerol metabolic process. The record is from RefSeq and is a predicted model, not a curated record. The annotation marks the transcript as partial. NCBI's taxonomy places the organism in Eukaryota, Metazoa, Arthropoda, Insecta, Diptera, Culicidae.